Messenger RNA from Lycium ferocissimum, 618 nucleotides. RefSeq names its product disease resistance protein Roq1-like. The transcript has a single exon. Lineage: Eukaryota; Viridiplantae; Streptophyta; Magnoliopsida; Solanales; Solanaceae. Bases 1 to 618 code for a protein of 205 amino acids. Gene Ontology annotation, molecular function: ADP binding. The record is from RefSeq and is a predicted model, not a curated record. Gene Ontology annotation, biological process: defense response.
AUGGAAUCAAAUGAUGUUCGCUCUAUCAGGAUUUGGGGUAUGGGCGGCAUAGGCAAGACAAAAAUUGUGAGAGUUCUAUGUCAAAGAUACCGUCAUCGAUUUGAAGCUGGUUGUUUUCUUGAUGUUGGAACAAAUGGACUAACAUGGCUUGUACAAGUUGUCAUUUGCAAGGUCCUGGGUGAAGAUAUGACUCUAACUAGCAAACACGAUGGGGUGAUUAUUUUAGAGAAUAGGCUUCGUUGGAAGAAAGUUCUGUUCAUUCUCGAUGAUGUAAACCAUCGAGAACAACUGGAAUUUUUGGUUGGAGGGAUAGAGUGGUUUGGUAGCGGUAGCAAAAUUAUUUUAACAGCAAGAGACAAGCACCUAUUGACUAGUCUUGUUGGGGAUAAUGUGCAUGAAGUCCAAUUAUUAACUGAGGAUGAAGCUCUUGAAUUGUUCAGUAGGCAUGCUUUUAGAGAAAAAUCACCAAAGAAAGAUUUUAUGGAACUUUCAAGAGAAGUGGUGGAGUAUCUUUGGCGAACUUCCUUUAGCUCUUCAAGUUUUGGGUUCUUCUUUUUACAGACGCAACAAAGAGCAGUGGAGAGACAUGAUUAUUCGUCUGAAGAGAAUCCCUCCUAA